GCGCUCGAGAUUCUGCUCGACGACACUUCCGCAAUUCGGUCUCGAGUUGGACAUCUCUAGCCUAAGUACAUCCGGGUGAGUGCUCUGACCUUGGUUGGCUGUCAUCAUGGCGGCUGUCGUUAGGUUGAAUUUCGCGUGUCGCAGAGGACUUAAGCCUCUGUUCCUCCGAAGCACUUUGCUGGCCAGGCCGCUGCUUGUAUCUCACAAAUGCCAGGAGCAUCCCUACCAGCUGACAACAAGGAUUAAUGCUUUGCACGUGGACUCUGUCUCCAAAGCUGCUUCUCGGCACUGGACAGCAGAGAGAGCACUGAGUGUCUUGUUGCUUGCCAUGGGACCUGUAGCCUAUUUCAACCAUGGCCCAAUCGUGGAUUUCUCACUGGCUGCUGCCCUGACACUGCAUGGACACUGGGGUGUAGGCCAGGCAUUGACGGACUAUGUUCAUGGGGAUGCUAAGGUCAAGAUUGCCAAAACAGGUCUCUUCCUACUGUCCACAAUCACCUUUUCAGGUCUUUGCUACUUCAACUACAAUGAUAUUGGCAUCUGCAAAGCCAUUGCUCUUCUCUGGGGCAAAUGAACAUUACUGAGAGCUGGGAAGCUGGAAUCAGAGUUGUUUCAACUUGUUGUUGUCUCAAUCUUAUAAAUGUAUAACUCUUACUAUUAAAAUGAUUCCUUGAUAUGUCAUUCUAACUGAAGAUAAGCUCUGUCUUGGUGUCAAUAUAUUUAUAUUUGGGUGAUUAGCUUUUGCUCACUUGAAUAACUUUUAUUCACUUUGAAUUAAAGUGGACUUCCUCCAUAAUUUUAUCAAAAGUAACAAAGUAACAUGUCCAGUCAUGUAAUAUCACUAGCAGCUCUAUUUGAAAUUCAUAUUUAUGGAAUACAAAUAAGUAAAAAAUUACAUCAGUUUUGGCUCUUUUUGCAGUUCAUGUUUUUAACCCUAGAGUGACAAAGCUACAGAUUUAGAUAGUAUAAUGUAUGUGAGCUUACAUACUUAUCCACAUCUACUCUGCUAAAGAUUGGCUAAAAGUAAAUGCCAGAUUUGCCGCCUCAAUUUUCAUCAUCUUCAGUCCCGGUAUGCAUCUCCUACACAAAAGCAAAAAGACUUUUACAGUGCACAGACAUUUGUGUUGAAUAACACAAACAGUUGUGGUAUGCUGUGCUCUGCCAAUCAAAACAUGAACAGAGAUGACAACAUGAUGCCCCAAUAACGUGUUAUUUAAUGAAGGACUUACAUUUUCCCUCUGUUGUGUGAAAAGGCAGACACUAAAUUAAUGAGACACUUUCUGAAAUGAAAAUGUACUUUAUUUUGGCCAUUAUAAAAAAUUGUAAGACACUUGUUAACAUACAGUCAUGGGUUAUUACUCAUUGAAUACAGCUCACAUUUAUACCAUUUUGUGUGAAAUCUGGAUUUCAUUACUACAAUAGAAUUAAUGAUCUGUAAACUCUAAAUCUCUAAACUGUUCAAUAUUGGGUAAAUAAAGACAAGGUUUUUGGUGGUGCUUGGGUGAAGCCUCA
This is a messenger RNA of Betta splendens (Siamese fighting fish), 1512 nucleotides long. RefSeq names its product succinate dehydrogenase complex, subunit D, integral membrane protein b (gene sdhdb). The record is from RefSeq and is a predicted model, not a curated record. Gene Ontology annotation, biological process: tricarboxylic acid cycle; mitochondrial electron transport, succinate to ubiquinone. The coding region runs from base 107 to 574 and encodes 155 amino acids. Gene Ontology annotation, cellular component: mitochondrial envelope; membrane. Gene Ontology annotation, molecular function: ubiquinone binding; heme binding. Lineage: Eukaryota; Metazoa; Chordata; Actinopteri; Anabantiformes; Osphronemidae. The transcript is spliced from 4 exons.